Messenger RNA from Trifolium pratense (red clover), 2712 nucleotides. Its product is annotated as far upstream element-binding protein 2-like. Gene Ontology annotation, cellular component: cytoplasm. Gene Ontology annotation, molecular function: mRNA binding. The record is from RefSeq and is a predicted model, not a curated record. Gene Ontology annotation, biological process: regulation of gene expression. NCBI's taxonomy places the organism in Eukaryota, Viridiplantae, Streptophyta, Magnoliopsida, Fabales, Fabaceae.
CGGCGAGCCAAGGUCGUAACCCUAAAAUCUGAACCAGUAGUACAGAUAAAAUAUCCUUUCAUCUCGAUCGAACUCGCGUCUCAUUCAUUUCAUCAUCACCCACUCACCUCACUCCCGCGCUUCGAUUUUCACACCUAAUCAUGGCCGAAGAAGAAGUUGCUGUUGCAACCGCCACAAGCCCCGUUCCCUCCUCCGAUUGCAAGCGCAAGUUCGAAGAUCUGCACUCUGAACACCAACCUAUUGAAUCUAACAUCGACGGUGUUGAAACCGACGCCGACGAGGGUGAGAACAAACGUCCUCGUCUCGAUGAAGAUAACCAGAAUGACCUAGCUGGUACUAAUGGACAUCAGGAAAAGAAGGUUGAUGAGCCAGAAAAAGAAACGGAGGAAAAUGCCGAGCCGGCGGAGAAUUUAGAAGAAUCUGCAAAGGAACACACUUCUAGUGAAAUUGCUGAACCUGCGGAUGCCAAAGAGGUUCCUAUUGAGGAUUCAAAAGAGGUUCCUGUCAAGGAGGCUAAAGAGAUUCCUAUUGAGGAUUCAGAACAGGAAAAUGACAAGGAGUUUUCUAAAGAAACUCAACAACCAUCUAAGGAGUCAACUGAGCAAGAUGCUUCUGUUGAUCCUGCCUCGCAAAAUGAGGAGGUUCCUGAUAAUAAGCAAGAUGCUUCUUCUGGGCAAAAGCAACCUAUAUCUGCAUCUGACACAACAACUCGAAAAAUUGAGGUUCCUAGCAAUAAGGUUGGCGUUCUUAUUGGCAAGUCUGGUGACACUAUACGGUACCUGCAGUAUAACUCGGGCGCAAAGAUCCAGAUCACAAGGGAUGCUGAAGCUGACCCUCACUCUUCAACAAGGCCUGUGGAACUAAUAGGAACUUUGGAAAGUAUAGAUAAGGCAGAAAAGCUAAUUAAUGCCGUAAUCGCAGAGGCUGAUGCUGGAGGUUCUCCUGCACUUGUAGCUCGAGGCCUCUCCCCUGCUCAGGCUAUUGUGGGAUCCGAUCAAAUUCAGAUACAAGUUCCAAAUGAGAAGGUGGGGUUAAUCAUUGGUAAAGGUGGGGAAACAAUCAAGAGCCUGCAGACCAGAACUGGGGCACGCAUCCAGUUGAUACCUCAACAUCUUCCGGAAGGCGAUGAUUCUAAAGAAAGGACCGUCCAAGUUACUGGUGAUAAGAGGCAAAUUGAAAUUGCUCAAGAUCUGAUAAAAGAAGUCUUGAGUCAGAUUUGGCCAUUGCCUUUUCCCUGGGGUCAGCAUUGCUUUCUUGAUGUAGCAUUAAAACUUCCGAUUGCAGGAUGUUUAAUGCCUGUCAGGUCAUCAAGCGGUGGUUUUGGCCAGCAGGCCUACCGUCCGCCUCGAAGUUCUGGUGGUCCAGCCCAAUGGGGUCAGAGAGGUUCACAUUAUGGCCCCCCGCCAUCAUAUGACUAUCAGCAGCGUGGGCAAUAUCCUUCUCAUAAUCAAUCAUAUGCACCUGCUCCUUAUGGAAAUUAUCCUCAACAUAUGGCUCCAAGAAGCAGUUAUGGUUCUGGUUGGGAGCAAAGGCCUCACCAGAGUUUGCAGGGGCCACCGUCACACAAUGGUGGUUAUGAUUAUUAUGGUGGACAAGGGGGUCAUUCAUCUGAGGCUCCAUCAUCUGCCCAGCAUCCCAGUUCAGUCCCCCAACAUGGUACCGGUCCUUCUCCUUUCCCCCCCACAGGCCCAUCCCCAGCCCAGAUGAAUUACAAUUAUGGACAGCCUCAAGGCCAGGAUUAUGGCCAUCAGGCAUCAUAUCAGCAGGCAGGACAUCCUCAACAAGGUUAUGGACAAGGUUAUGAUGAAUCAAAGUACGAAAACCGUGCCCCUGCACAAUACCCAUAUGGAGGACAUCAAAAUUCUCAGCCAACCUACCCUCAAGCCAAUGCUCAAGCAAAUUAUGCACCGCCACAGCAGUAUGGCAAGCCACCAUUGUAUGGCAUGCCACCUUCACAAGGACAACAUCCACAAUCUUAUGGCCACCCUAGAGCUACUCAACCAGGUGAGAUUCCAUAUCAGGGUUCUACUCCAGCACAAUCAUAUGGCACAAUGCAGCAACCAUAUCCAUAUGCAUCAUCUGGGCCAUCACAAGCAGCGUAUCCCACAUACGGGUCUGCACCAGCUGCAGAUGGUUAUAAUCACCAGCAGUCUGCACCUGGACAAGUUUAUGCCCAGCCUGGUGGACAGCCCAGUUAUGGGCAGCCAGGUGCCCAGGCCGCGACAAGUUAUGCACAACCCACCGGUUACGGAUCAUACCCAUCUCAGCAGACUUACCCUGAACAACCAGCCUCUAACAAUGCAGUUUAUGGCUACCAAGCACCCCAAGAUCCUGCUUACAGCAGUGGCGCUGCACAAGCAUAUAGUGCAGCUCCAACUGUGCAGCCAGGUUAUGUUCAACCCACGCCAACUCAAACUGGUUAUGACCAAUCUAACCCACAACCAGCAGCUUAUGCGGCCGUACCAGCAGCAGCAAGUGCUCAAGCUGCGUAUGGCAAGACCGUAUCACCUCAGCCCGCCGCUUAUGCCCAGUAUGACUCCACCCAAGUUUAUGGUGCUCCUCGAUGAUUUGUUUUUUUGGUAUUAACUACAAUAUUUUAGUAUUAGCGUGUUCUAGUUCAUUGUCCCCUUUCAUGUAACUUGUUUUUCAUUUUCUUGUAACAUGUACUGCUUUUUAUUAUUGUGAACUUAAAUUAAUUUUUCUUCCGUUGAA